CGCCGCCGCGGCUCGCCCCGAGUCGCCCGGCGCCGGCGGGGCACCUCGCUCUCCAUGGGGCUGAGGGACUGGCUGAGGACCGCGUGCUGCUGCUGCCCCUCCAAGUGCCUGGAGGAGCGCGCCGUGCCGGAGAAGGAGCCUCUGGUCAGUGGUAGCAAUCCAUAUUCUUCGUUUGGAGCCACGCUGGCGAGGGAUGAUGAAAAGAAUUUGUGGAGUAUGCCUCACGACGUGUCCCACACAGAGGCAGACGACGACAGGAUCCUGUACAACCUGAUCGUCGUUCGUAAUCAGCAGGCCAAAGAUUCAGAGGAGUGGCAAAAACUCAAUUAUGAUAUCUACACCCUGCGGCAGAUUCGAAGGGAAGUGAGAAGUAGAUGGAAACGCAUUUUAGAAGAUUUAGGUUUUCAAAGAGAAGCAGACUCUUUGUUGUCAGUGACAAAACUUAGCACCAUCAGUGAUUCUAAAAACACAAGGAAAGCUCGGGAAAUACUGCUGAGACUGGCUGAAGAGACCAGUAUUUUCCCAACCAGUUGGGAGCUCUCGGAGAGAUAUCUCUUUGUUAUGGACCGUCUCAUUGCACUUGAUGCUGCAGAAGAGUUCUUUAAAAUUGCCAGUCGAACUUACCCCAAGAAGGCUGGGGUCCCAUGCCUGGCAGAUGGCCAGAAAGAACUGCACUACUUUCCUUUUCCAAGUCCCUAAAGGAGAAGCUUCGAGGCAGAAUGGGAAUUCUUCCACUGGACCUCAACAACCAACCAAAGUUGGGCAAAUGUGUGCAAACGAGAAUGAGCAAGAAGAGAGCUAGCUAAGAGAAAAAGGAUUUUGAAUCCUCCUAAAACCUAAGAGUUUGGAUAGCUGGUCAUCAUGAAACUCUAUGAAAUGUUGAGGUUGCAUUGAGACAUCCUGGUGAUCUUGCAUCAAAGAGUUGGUCAGUGGGCUGUUUUAUCAUGGGAGAUUAGAUUCUUUUGCCCCCAUUUUUAUAAGGAAAUGGCAACCCACUCCAGUAUUCUUGCCUGGAGAAUCCCAGGGACAGAGGAGCCUAGUGCUGUUUACGGGGUUGCACAGAGUCAGACAUGACUGAAGCGACUUAGCAGCAGCCCCCAUUUUGGUUUUGGUUGUAUAAUGAGCUUUGACCACUGAUCCUAUUAGGAGAAUGGGAUAUUCCAGUUAAUAAAAUAAGAUUACUGGAGCCAUCAUUGAGCCCAAAUAUGGAUUACCAAUUUUUAAGUAACUGUUAUAUAAUACAGGCUAACACCAAAACACUACCAGACAUGAUGUGACCUUCCUUGAUUUUGGAGCACCUACAGAACCUUGGAGGUGUUUGGAGCAUCCAUUGGAGAAUAUCCAGAAGUUUAGGUGUACCAAAUAAUAGAAAUAUCUAGGAGUGCUGCUCAGGAGGGAGUCCCAAGUAGAAUGAUCCCAAGUAGAACUCCAUGUAAAAGCUCUGUCUUCAGUUGUGGUACAGGCAUCUCAAAUUUUUAACAUUAGCAAUAUCUGGUUACCUCGUUUUUGCAUAGUGUCCAGCUCUGGUCCACAAGCCCCUGCCUGAUAUUUUAUCAGGGAUAUUUGACCUUCACUGCCUUCUCUUCUCUUUAGCCUGUUUCCAGCUUAUUGACUGAGAGUUGGACCUGCCCAGAGUCCUCCUCGCGUGUAUAUUUGCAAAUCUGUAGGCCGGGUUGCAUUGAAGAAAGUCAUUGCUGGACUUUCUUCCAUCCUGAAGAUGAUUUUCAGAAUGGAGCAUUUCUGUCAAUACAGUUUGCCACAGGUUGAGCAGCUCAGCUUCAAAAGUUAAUAGCCCCUUAAGCAAGGAGCUUGCCAUGAAAUCAGGGUUCAUUGUAUUGAAAAGAGCUUUUCAGGUUUAUCAGUGGAUUGCUGAAAAUAAUAGUAAUGUUCUUACUUUUACAGAUUUUGCUUUUAUAACUUCAAGUUUAAAAGUAACUUGUAUGUAGUCUGUGCAGGGGAUUGUGACUUGAAGAUUUCCCUACCCCAACUCGCUCUUUAGGUAGUGAAUACUUUGUUUAAAAUAUUUGUUAGAGGAGAUCCAUGUUAUCCAUUUAUGAAUGCAUUGCAGGCCAAUUAACUGACAUGUUUCAGGAAAAAUUUUCAUAGUUGAAUAAGUAAACAAAAAGUUUUAUUUUUUAAAAUAAAUAAUACAUUUUUAUUUUGUUUAGUUCUUAAUACCUCUCUCAUGUUGUUUAAAAUUAGCCUGCAGAUAUUUUCUCUCAUUUCUGUAGGCUCUUGCAAGAUAAACAUACAGUGAGACAAACAAAACCAAAAAAAAACAAUAAAUUAACAAAAUACAUUUGAAGAUCAUACUGUUUUCAUCCUUGUCCAUGGAAUUUGUGUUUUGUCUUUCUCCCUUUUUUGAUGUCAAAAUAGAGAAGAUUGUUUGCAUCUAUAGAAAUAGAGAAUAAAUUGUAACCAUAGUCUUUAUUUUUGGUAAUGAAUAAGUAAGGUUAAAACUGUCUCUAUGAUUAUAAAAACUCAUGGAAUUAUCCAAGAAACUUUCACUGCAAAGAAUUAAAAGGUUUCUAUAUUUACUUUUCA
Messenger RNA from Dama dama (fallow deer), 2544 nucleotides. RefSeq names its product melanoregulin (gene MREG). The coding region runs from base 55 to 699 and encodes 214 amino acids. Gene Ontology annotation, cellular component: melanosome. Gene Ontology annotation, biological process: melanosome transport; melanocyte differentiation. NCBI's taxonomy places the organism in Eukaryota, Metazoa, Chordata, Mammalia, Artiodactyla, Cervidae. The record is from RefSeq and is a predicted model, not a curated record. The transcript is spliced from 5 exons.